AUGGCUCCUACGAUUCUGCACUUGCGUUCUGAGGACAAGCCCCUCGAGCACCGUUCAGCGCUCACCCCCACCACAACUAAGGCAUUGAUCGAUGCUGGCUACGUCGUCAAUGUCGAGAAGAGCCCCGUUCGUAUCUUUGACGAUGAGGAAUUCACCACAGUAGGCGCUACAUUAGUUCCUACUGGAAGCUGGCGUGAUGCUCCCAAGGAACACAUAAUUGUCGGACUCAAGGAAUUGCCGGAAGAGACUUUUCCCUUGAAGCACGUACACGUCCAAUUCGCCCAUUGCUACAAGGGCCAAGGCGGCUGGGAUACCGUUCUAGCCCGGUUCCCUCGAGGCGGCGGCACUCUCCUCGACCUCGAAUUCCUACAGGAGCCUGACUCCGGGCGCCGAGUCGCAGCAUUCGGAUACCAGGCCGGCUUCAGUGGUAGUGCACUGGCGCUCAAGAACUGGGCCUGGCAACUGACACACCCGGGCGAGCCCCUACCGGGCGUCGAGAGCUACCCCAACGAGGAUGCGCUGAUUGCGGAUGUUAAGAAGGACCUUGAAGCUGGCCAAGCCAAGGCCGGGCGACAACCCCGCGUUAUCGUAAUUGGUGCUCUAGGCCGAUGCGGUCGCGGCGCUGUUGAUCUGUGCCUCAAGGCGGGUCUACCCACCGAGCAGAUCCUCAAGUGGGAUAUGGCGGAGACGGCUAAGGGCGGCCCCUUCAAAGAGAUCGCCGAGAGCGAUAUCUUCGUUAACUGCAUUUACCUGUCAUCUAAGAUUCCCCAUUUCGUCAAUAUAGAUUCGCUUAAGGAGCCCGGACGCAACUUGAGCGUUGUAUGCGAUGUUUCAGCUGAUACCACUAACCCCUUCAACCCUGUCCCUAUCUACACUGUCGCGACAACAUUCAGCAACCCCACAGUACCCGUAGAAGGCCUAGAAAACCCACCCCUGAGUGUCAUCAGCAUCGACCAUCUGCCCAGUCUUCUCCCUAGAGAGUCUUCAGAGUCCUUCAGCAAUGACCUACUACCCUACCUACUCAAGCUCAACGACUGGCAGAAUAACCCGGUAUGGGCCGGUGCCUACAAGUUGUUCCAGGAGAAGGUGGCUACCUUGCCCAAGGAGGCGUUGAAUUAG
Molecule: messenger RNA, 1119 nt
Organism: Annulohypoxylon maeteangense
Lineage: Eukaryota; Fungi; Ascomycota; Sordariomycetes; Xylariales; Hypoxylaceae
Exons: 3
Coding region: 1-1119 (372 amino acids)
Cellular component (GO): cytoplasm
Molecular function (GO): saccharopine dehydrogenase (NAD+, L-lysine-forming) activity
Source: RefSeq, a predicted model, not a curated record